This is a messenger RNA of Lecanosticta acicola, 1566 nucleotides long. The record is from the annotation of a GenBank genome assembly. Lineage: Eukaryota; Fungi; Ascomycota; Dothideomycetes; Mycosphaerellales; Mycosphaerellaceae.
AUGACGGACGCUGAAGAUGACGAAUUUGAUCUUUCCGACGCCGAAAACUACUUUGACGAGGCUGCUCAGUACGCAUUCCACGGAGUCUCCUCGUCACCUCUCCUCCAGCUACCGCCGGAGCUUUUGACUCUCAUUGUCGAACACUUCAUCGAUACGUGUCACACUUCUAGCGGUCAGCCCACCAUAGUUCGUAGCCUGAAGGUCCUGCGAGCCGUCCAUCCGUACAUAGCCCGUCUGCGACUUGUACAGAGCAAGCUGUUCCACAAUCUGCGCCUCAAGCCAGACCCAGACCAACUACGAGACUUGGAAAGGAGCGCCAAAGGCUUUGACAAUAUUUCGUCCUUCGUGCGGCGCGUGGUGUUCGACCAUGUCCAUGUUCGUCGGUGUGCUCUCCCCCCCGAGCGAGCCCGAGAUUCGGUACAGGCGAUCCAGAACGUCCUGGGUCGAAGAGUCAAUACUGCCGUUGAGAAAGGCAGGGUGCUGGCUGUGUGGACGCGGAUCUUGUCCAAGCUGCCCAAGGUCUGUAUCUUUCGGCUGAGCGAGUCGAGGAAGACCACAUGGGAGCUCAUCAAUUGCGGGCCUGGAGCCCAGACGCUCCUAACGCUGGCCCUCGAAAGUCUGUCCCAAGCCAAAUGCCAUAUCCGUGAGCUAUCUGUGCACUAUCGCGCCGAGGACGAAUUCGUGUGGACGAAAGUGCACCAGUGGGAGAAUGUGGAUGUGGAAAAGCUGCAGAAACUGAAUCUUGAUCUCGAGAUUCGUCACUUGCAUGGCCGCAAGUGGGACUACAGAAGAACGUUUGGGCUGGAGUCGACUGCAGUAGCCAAUACACUGUUGUAUGGAUCGAUGAACGAGCUACGCUAUCUGAUGCUCAGCGGCCAAGUUCUCAGCAUACUCUUCAGUCCAGCGACAAAGUCGGUACCGUCCUUACCAAAGCUCCAGACUCUCAUCCUCGACACCGGAAGAAUAGACGCCUCUUGCCUCGGUGCAUGGCUAUCCGAGCUGCCCAGCUUGACCAGACUUCUCCUGGAUUCCAUCGCUGUCGGAAACGAGAGCAAUCUGACCGAUUGGCGGCCCUUCUUCGACGCCAUCCGCGAACACGCAAACGAUGGUCUGCAACUCUGGCUAUGCCACAUUAGCGUUUUGACAGCAGCCUCGCCGGAAACGCAGACCAGUUUCCGUCACAUCGUGCCAUACAAAGACUUCGAAAAGUCUCUGCACACCGAUCCCAUCUGGAGAGAAAUCACGGUCAUGAUCAAACGUUACGUGUCUCAUGCGGGCGACUGGUUCUUGCGGGAGCAUUGGGAUCCCGCGAACUACGCGCUUUCUGAUGAAGAUGAAGAUGACGAUGGGGAGGAACACGAAGAAGAUGGCGACGAGUAUGUGGAGCCAGAGGAAGACGGAUUCAACUUGUCCGACGGCGAGGAGGGCGAAGACGAAGACGAUAUUGCAGGCAGCAGGCCCUUUCAACAAAUAGCACCGGAUCCCGCCGAAUUCAUUGCGCGUUUUGCAUACGUACCACCCGCUGGUGCUAUGAGAGCGCAGUUGGAAGACGGGAUGGAUUUUUAA